UUCUCAGAAGCCCAUUGUGCACUAACAAAGAGUUCCAGUGUGAGCUUUGGGUUCCGUACCUGCCUGCUCUCCUGGCGGCACUGACAGCAGAGUGGGACCGGCACUGCCCAGGCCUGCUCGCUCGCUGAGUGCUGGGAACCCACGAUCAUGCCAAUCAAGCCUGUUGGGUGGAUAUGUGGGCAGGUGUUGAAGAACUUUUCUGGAAGAAUGGAGGGGAUCCAGAAAGUAAUCAUGGACCUCGCAGAUGAGUUUAAGGAUGAUUUCCCUACCAUCCUAAGAAUGUCACAGUCUAAUCAGAAAAGAAAACCCGUGCAGAAAACAUCAAGAAUCAGAAUGGCAGUCGUGUUAGCCAAGAUCAAUCGGGGCACCUGGAUCCGAGGGCUGAGCAGCAUCUCCAGGUCCUCCAAGUCCAUGGCCAAGCUCCUGCAGCCUCAGCUCACCUGCAGACUUGUGGAGCUGAGGGGCAUCGCCCGCCGCCUGCUGAGGGAAGUGAACCUGCCCCGGCAGCCCCUGUACAACCCACAGACAGACACGCCUGCUCCUGGGCACAGAGCGUCUCCCGAAGCUUCAUGCGCGCCUAAGGGAAUGCUGGCCUGCAGCAGCCUCAUGGUUAACGGUUCCAAGAGCACCAUUUGUCUCCCGGAAAUGCUUAUUCUGAUGGCUGUUUGCUUAAUUGAGGUUGUGAAUAAUGUAGUAAAGAAUGAUGACAUGAAUUUGAACAAAGACUGUUUUUCUAACCUAACGCGCAUAGCAGCUCCGCCUAGUGAGCACAGCUGGUAACUGUAAAAGAGUUAAAGUAAUUUGAACUUUGGAAAUGAGUUUUUUUAUGCAAGAGUACUUCAAAAGCUUUUCGGAAAGUGGAAUUGAAAGGUAAGGUUAUUGGGGCCAGUGCUGUGGUGCAGCGGGUUAACGCCCUGGCCUGAAGCGCCAGCAUUCUAUAUGGGCACCAGUUCGAGACCCGGCUGCUCCACUUCCCAUCCAGCUCUCUGCUGUGACCUGGGAAAGCAGUAGAAGAUGGCCCAAGUCCUUGGGCCCCUGCCCUCACGUGGGAGACCUGGAAGAAGCUCCUGGCUCCUGGCUUCGGAUCGGUGCAGCUCUGGCCGUUGCGGCCAAUUGGGGAGAGAACCAGCAGAUGGAAGACCUCGCUCUCUCUGCCUCUCCUCUCUCUGUGUAACUCUGACUUGCAAAUAAAUAAAUAAAUGUUUUUUUAAAAAAGAUAAGGUUAUUUUGGUGCAAAACCAUUUUGAAAUCCAUGCAUUUUUUUCAUUAUAUACGUUUCCAUGAACUUUGUGAAGACCCCAUGAAUGCAUGGAUUUCCAAAUUUUCCCACCAAGAUCAACAUCUUUUUGUUCCGCUCUCCGUGAAGCACUCUCAUAGAUGUGUCAUGCGAAGGAAAGCACCUCCUGUGAAAAGGAGAAAAGUGAACUAACAUAUUUCCACACUGUGAAAACAGUCCAGAACAGUACUCCAGUUUGCAAAAUAUACUGCGGAAACACUGACAAAUGCUGUUU
Messenger RNA from Oryctolagus cuniculus (rabbit), 1511 nucleotides. NCBI's taxonomy places the organism in Eukaryota, Metazoa, Chordata, Mammalia, Lagomorpha, Leporidae. The record is from RefSeq and is a predicted model, not a curated record.